Podarcis muralis (Common wall lizard) is the source of this 2640-nucleotide messenger RNA. NCBI's taxonomy places the organism in Eukaryota, Metazoa, Chordata, Lepidosauria, Squamata, Lacertidae. The record is from RefSeq and is a predicted model, not a curated record.
ACUGAACCUAAUGGUCGGGGGUCCCUUUACCUUUACCUUUUACCACCUGCAAACUGAUGUGUGUCUUCACUGUUGCAGGGAUCUGAAGCUGGAUAAUGUUUUGCUCGAUCACGAGGGCCAUUGCAAGCUGGCUGACUUUGGAAUGUGUAAAGAAGGAAUCCGCGACGGGGUCACCACGGCGACCUUCUGUGGAACACCUGACUACAUCGCCCCAGAGAUUUUACAAGAGAUGCUGUAUGGUCCCGACGUCGACUGGUGGGCAAUGGGAGUGCUGCUCUAUGAGAUGCUCUGUGGCCACGCUCCCUUCGAAGCUGAAAACGAAGAUGACCUCUUUGAGGCCAUCCUUAAGGAUGAAAUCUCCUACCCGUCUUGGCUCCCAGAAGAUGCCGUUUCAAUUCUGAAGGCCUUCAUGACCAAGAACCCCAAAAUGCGCCUUGGCAGCAUUGCCCUGGGUGGAGAGAAUGCUAUCCUACUGCACCCAUAUUUUAAGGAAUUAGAUUGGGAUCUGCUGAACCAGCGUCAGAUAGAGCCGCCUUACCGUCCUCGAAUUAAAUCGAAAGAAGAUGUGAGCAACUUCGAUCCCGAAUUUUUAAAAGAGGAGCCAAUAUUAACUCCCAUUGAAGAAGGAAUUCUUUCUAUGAUUAACCAAGACGAAUUUAAAAACUUUUCUUACACAGACCCAGAACUAGAGUCUUCGCCACAUUUGCGGGCGUCUACUAGCCUCUCCCCCUGACAAUGAGGAACAGUGGCAAUUUAGGCCUUCCUGAAAAUUUGUCCAGCUGGGAGAUCGAAACCCAACAGCCUAAUAUUAAUGCCUCGCAGACAAAAGAAGCACUGUUAGUUUAAUAUCGGAGCAGAGGGACCGUCCUGGAAUUUUUGAAGCAGCAAGAACAAAUAUUUAUAGCAGGGCAACGAAUCCCCUUUGGUAAAUGGAUUUUGUGGAUGUGGGAAGAAGAAAUAAUUUGACCUCGUUGACUCGGGACAGCUGGCUGGGGAAUUCGACUUUGCAGUGCGUCUGGGGAGUCACCAUAAGGGUGAAAUGAACUCUGAGUCAGGCCAAGUUUUUAUACCCCACUGACGUCCUGCAAUUGCACCUUCCACAAAACAGGGGUAAUAAAAAGAAGGGAGCCAAUGACUGGGUCGAACUGCAUCUAGAAAAACGUUAUGCAUGGCAUUACCUUGGUUAAAGAAUUUAUAUAGUAUACUGUUCUUCCUCCGAGGAAGAACGUUGUAGAUCCCUCCUGGGCAAAAAUGGGUCUCUGAAAUGUUUCAGGCUUCCAUCUGAAGAGAUAUUUCAUUGCACAGAUUGUCAAAAAACAUUUUUUUAAAAAAAAUAUCCUCGAGGUAAGGAAGUCUUCCAUGGUAUAUAGGGCCAGAUCCAGGCCCGGUUCCCGGUGGUAGCUCCAGAUGGGAUUAUACUGUCCUCAUUUCCAUCAGGUGCGUCCUGUCAACUGAAAGGAGGAUAAAACAGGUUUUCAUAUCUGCUCUGAGGAAAAGAGAGAGGAGGAGGUGAAGAAUGAAUCUUCCUUGCUGAGUUGGGGUCAAAGUUUGUGACUGUUGUUAACAGAGUGAGACCACCUGCUACCUCUUUGUGUUAGAGACUUCCAAUUGUGCCACAAUUUGUAGGCGCAGGUCCAUGCUUUCCAGUAUGUGUCAAGAGCAGGGUAGGUCCCCCCCCACUGCUUUCCUCGGGGAAACCUGGCUGUUUACUGCUUCAUCUGAGAAAACGCCAAUCCACAGCAAACCCAGUUGACUUUUAUUGUGAUUCACAAUGGGACAAAAACAAAACAAAACCCUGCUUGGACCCAUGCCUACAGACUCUAGAUGAGCCCUUCCUAACCAUAAGAUGAGAGGGAAUUUAUUUCCUGCGUUUGUCAAAUAACUGAGGUGACCUGGGGCUUCCUAAGUAUUUUCUUCUCCCAUCCUCAGUGCUUCCUCUCCUGUUUAAAACAGACUGUGUAAAGUACUCUCUGCCUUUUACCUCAAAGAGGAUUUUUACCCUGAUUCCUGUGAAAAAAUAUGGAUAUUUUCUCCAGGGCUCAUUAAAAACAGAAGAAGAAAAAACUGAAACCAAAAUGGUGGCCCCUCAAAUUAUUUCGCCACUGGUGGCAUGACCUUUCUGCCAGGCACUCAGCUUACAACUCAGGACCUCAUUUUGGGACAAAGCAGGGAAAUUUCACACAAGCGGAAGAUGAGGUUCUUAAGCCACAACUGCUUGGUUCUCAAUGUGCUUCUGCAUACCCAGUUGCGGGGAAUCAGAAGUGGGGGGGGUGUUGUUGGUUUCAGGGCCCUCCUGCAGGCUUCCAGUGGGCACCUGGUUGGCUAGUUUGAAAACAGGAUGCUGGACUACAGGUAGAUGGGCCAUUGGCUUACAGGGUUCCUCUUGGUUUCUUACGUUCUUAAGUUGAUUAAAAGUAUAUUUAUUUGAAUGAGUAACAUUAGUUUAUAUGAGUUAAGUGGGGUACUGAUUUCGGCUAGCAGACUGUGUUCAGUGUUGGGAUCUCCGCUCGGCCAAGCCAAUAUGGCUCAUCUUCCUCCGAGUCCUUCGGGAAUCGCCCUCCUGACAAAUAAUUAACGACCUGAGCCUUUGAUAAGGCCCCAGGACGUUCUCCCAUUCAGCAGAGAAUCCAGCACAGGGAA